ACUAGUAUAUUGAUAUUAUUGUUAAUUAUGCUAGAUAUUAAUUUAAGAAAUAUUAAUUGUCAAUAUGGUUAUCCUAGUCAAAAUGAUAAACUAGCUACUAUGGAAGAGGAAAAUAAAAACUAUCAAGUGACUUACGAAAAAAAUGUUAAACAAUUUGGAGAUGAAGGUUGUGACCCUGAUCGAAAACAAUAUAAAUGUCCAAAUAGUCAAUGGUGUUGUCGUCAGGGUACAUACGAUGGCGAUCAUUACGCUGAUAAUUGUCCCGAUGGCCAACACUCAUGUAUAGAAAAAUGUUGCGAUAAACAAAUGCAUUACUAUUGUCGUAGAAAUAGUGAAUCUAGUGAUAAUAAAUUUUAUGAUUGUAAAUAUGAAGGACCAGAUACAACAACACAGUCCAAUAAAGUAAAUGAUGGUAAAGAAGGAAAUACAUAUCAAGAUGGAAAUGCAGGUCAAGAAGGAAAUGCAGGUCAAGAAGGAAAUGCAGGUCAAGAAGGAAAUACUGGUAAAGAAGGAAAUGCAGGUCAAGAAGGAAAUACAGGUCAAGAAGGAAAUGCAGGUCAAGAAGGAAAUGCAAGUCAAGAAGGAAAUGCAGGUCAAGUAGGAAAUGCAGGUCAAGAAGAAAAUGCAGGUCAAAAAGGAAAUGCAGGUCAAGAAGGAAAUGCAGGCCAACAAAGAGUUUGGGGUCUACAAGGAAUUUGGGGUCAAAAAGAUAUUUGGCGACAUGAAGAAAUUGGUGGUCAAGAAUUAAUUAUACGUCAAAAAGGAUUUGAAGGUGAAGAAGAAAAUGCAGGUCAAGAAGGAACUGUACGUCAAAAAAGAUUAGGAGAUCUAGAAGGAAAUGUAGGUCAAGCAGGAAAUACAGGUCAAGAAGGAAAUACAGGUCAAGAAGGAAAUGCAGGUCAAGAAGGAAAUGCAGGUCAAGAAGGAAAUACAGGUCAAGAAGGAAAUACAGGUCAAGAAGGAAAUGAUUAAUUAGAAUAAAUGAGUUUAUAAUAGAUAGCAAAAAUUAUU
Oppia nitens is the source of this 1011-nucleotide messenger RNA. RefSeq names its product collagen alpha-1(VI) chain-like. The record is from RefSeq and is a predicted model, not a curated record. The coding region runs from base 28 to 972 and encodes 314 amino acids. The transcript has 3 exons. NCBI's taxonomy places the organism in Eukaryota, Metazoa, Arthropoda, Arachnida, Sarcoptiformes, Oppiidae.